AUGGCGCGUGCAUGCACCGCAUUGCUACUGCUCAGCGCUGCCUCCGCCCUGAGACAGCCACAGACCGUGACGCUAAGAGACGUAACAGCAGUGCAUAAGUCAAAUUGUCGCGGCGCGUCUCCACCACUGCUGAAUCACGGCCUCCAAUCGCGGCCGCACGCCAUCGACGCGACGCCAGCUCGAUGGUGUGGCGGUCCGAUCUCUCACCGUUCUAUUCAGCCAGCACGGUCGCGUUUCGCUGCGAGAGAAUACGACUCGACUCACGGAUCGACUUGCGCACAGGUCCACAGUAAAAGAGACGUCACAUUGGUUGGAGCUAUGCAUUAUAACCCAGUGAGCAUUGCUCUGGCAGAGCGAUGCGUCGAGGAGCAGGAAGGGCUCGGCGCCGUCGUCGUCGAGAGCUGUGAAUCGCGGUGGCGGCGGACGCAAGAAGUGAGCCCACCGGGAAGCAUCGGCCGCGUGCUGCUGCCUUCCGAGAUGCUCGCCGCCGCCGAGGCGGCAGAGGAGCGCGGCGUUCCGAUCUCUCUGGGCGACACGGACGUCGGAGAGCUCGGUCCGCGGCUGAAAGAGCUCCUCAUCGCGAGUUUGAUGGACCUCCUCAGUCCCGGCGAGGGUUGGCGGAGAAUCGGCGACGACUUGCGGCGUGGUGCGAAACUCGCGUUCGACACGAGCGACCUCGACGGCGACGCCUUGGAGUUCUCGGACUUCCUGAAGCCGGACCUACUACUAGGCUUCGUGACGUCCUUGCUCGCGUACCCGGCGGCGGCCCUGGUCAAAGCUCCUAUACCUGUUGGGGGUCUACUUCUCGGCUCAGCAUUUGGCGCGCACUACCUGGAGCAAGCGGCGCGCGAGGCCGACGCCCUCGCGGCCGCAGGUGGCGACUCCUCCGCGUCCUACCUGUUGCUCAGCGGCGUGCUGAUCGUGCUCGACAUCUUGUUUCCCAUCGUCUUCGGGCGGCUGUUGCUCGUCGCCAUGCUCGAGGAGCGGAACGUGCGCUUAGCCCGGUCCAUCACCGAGGCCGCUGAUAGAAGCAGGGGCAACGUCGUCGCGAUCUGUGUGGAAAUCAACCAGUGCGUCGGAUGCAAGUCAUUUCUCGGCGACAACGCAAUCUUGAUAACUGAAUCGAGUGGUGUAAGACCCACACCGCCACGCCAUCGAGCAGGCAUCGCGUCGAUGGCGUGGAGGACGACGCGACGAUUCAGAACGAACGCGCCGUAACACAGGUCGCGAUCCUCGGCGCGCUCCACGUGAAUGGAGUGGCGCGGCUCCUGAAGGACCCGUCCGGCUACGGCGAGGGGAAAGCUGGCACGUGGUGGACGGACGACAUGAUCGAGGCGAAGCCCGAGUAAGUAUAUUGUGGUAAAC
Pelagomonas calceolata is the source of this 1365-nucleotide messenger RNA. NCBI's taxonomy places the organism in Eukaryota, Pelagophyceae, Pelagomonadales, Pelagomonadaceae. The record is from the annotation of a GenBank genome assembly.